AUGACUGCUGCAAUCUGUAUACUCACAUAUGGAAUUUCAGCUGAUCUUUGUAACGAGUAUAUAAAGAUUUUUGAGCGCAUUGUGAUUGAAAGCUUGAAGAGGUUUUGUGAUGCUAUAAUUGUUGUGUAUGCGGAGUUAUACCAACGUUCACCAAAUGUAGACGACAUUGCAUGUCUACUUCAAGAAGGGGAAGAGAGAGGAUUUCCAGGUAUGCUUGGCUCAAUAGAUUAUAUGCAUUGGGAAUGGAAAAACUGCCCUACAGCGUGGCAUGGCACGCAUACGGGAGUAAGCCAUGAACCUACCCUCAUAUUUAAGAUCGUUGCAUUGAAAGAUCUGUGGAUCUGGCGUGCUUUUUUUGGUAUGACUGGUUCACACAAUGGCUUGAAUGCUCUCGAUCAUUCCCCAGUUGUCAAGAGCAUGAUUAAUGGUACAAUGCCUCCGGUUAAUUACGUGGUGAAUGGGCAUCGGCGUACAAUGGGGUUUUACUUAUAUGAUGAUAUAUAUCCUAAGUGGGCAACUUUGAUACAGAUCAUCUCGCUCCCAACAACUGUCAAAGAGAAAUUAUUUACUAACAAACAAGAAGAUGUUAGGAAGGAUGUAGAACGAGUGUUCGGCGUGUUGUAG
Cornus florida is the source of this 624-nucleotide messenger RNA. RefSeq lists its product as uncharacterized. The transcript has a single exon. Bases 1 to 624 code for a protein of 207 amino acids. The record is from RefSeq and is a predicted model, not a curated record. NCBI's taxonomy places the organism in Eukaryota, Viridiplantae, Streptophyta, Magnoliopsida, Cornales, Cornaceae.